This is a messenger RNA of Acanthoscelides obtectus, 915 nucleotides long. The record is from the annotation of a GenBank genome assembly. Lineage: Eukaryota; Metazoa; Arthropoda; Insecta; Coleoptera; Chrysomelidae.
UAGCAGCUCAAUUUUAUGUUAGCUAGAAGCCUAGAUAUGUAGGGUUCACUUCCAGUCAUCCUUAGUUUUAGAAUGUAUAGCAGCAUCAAUUGCGAACAAGCAGCUUUGAAGAUGACUACGACAACCGCGCUUGUUCUUUUAGCUGCUGUAACAAUCAGCUCUGCAGUACCCAUUGAUGUAUACGGUGGAGUCUUUGGAGUAGACAAGGGACCUUUCUUCGGAAAGAAAGACUAUUUAAGGACAGUUUUGGGUGGAGACUUGGGCUUCAGACAGUUCGGCAAGUGGAACGACAUCAACGACAUCUACAGCACUAUCGGAGAUGAAUUCCGAAAAGGGGUUUACGACGAAGUUGUGCCUGAGGUCAUGAGAAAAUUAGUUGGAACUGGUGACCUCUAUGAUACCCUCAAGAAGCACCAAGUCGGCGACCUCCUGGACCUGAACGACAAACACACUUUGCAGCAGGUCCACCUCAUGCAAGGCCAAAGACUGCUUCGCGACAUCAAGACUGAACAACUGGCUCAGAUACUUGAGGACAAAGAGAUUCUGAACCGCUUAGACCUCACCAAGCAGGUGGAGAUUAAGAGGCAAUUGGAGAAACUUGAUUUGCUCCAAUGGCUGCAGAAGAUGCAGUUGGACCAAGUUCACACCAUUGACGAUGCAAAAAUGACUGUAUAUGGGUACCCUGAAGCCUACUUUACCAAAACAAUGAAGGGAAUCUACGGUGUUGGUCCAUUCAUCACAGGCUUUGGAUUUGGAGGCUUCAACAAAGGCAUUGGCUUCACUGGCAUGAACCCCUUUUUCGGAAUCCGUGGAGGAGUUUUCUAAGACUACCCGCUACUACUCUUUUUUGUUAUUAUAUUGUUAAAUAGUUGUUGACUGUUUAGAUUUUUUUGAAAUAAAGCAAUGUCUUAUUAA